Thelazia callipaeda (thelaziosis nematode) is the source of this 1455-nucleotide messenger RNA. NCBI's taxonomy places the organism in Eukaryota, Metazoa, Nematoda, Chromadorea, Rhabditida, Thelaziidae. The record is from the annotation of a GenBank genome assembly.
AUGGAACUUUUUGUUUUAGGCUGCAAUUUAAAAAUCUCAUUCAAAGACAUAGUGACGAGAAGAAAAGUAAAAGAAAUCGAUGAAAUAAGGAAAGAUGUGAAUAUUUCAACAGACAACAAUAAUACACCCAGGAAUCAUGAUAUUACACCCACAUUAAGUGCUCAAGCGUUUCUUCUCAAUCGAAGCGAUUUUACAGCUCUUGAAGUCUCCAAAAAAAUACUCUUCAUCAAACUAAACACAUUUAUUCUUGCAGAAUAUCAAGUUUUGAAUGCUAUUUAUCGCGAUGCACCAUUAGGUGGGUCACGGUUUGUGAAGCCCACAUCAACUACUUUUUCCUAUAUGCCCCAAAAUGUCAAAGAAGGAAAAAUUCAACUUAAUACUAAUGCUUCAACGUCAACAAGCUUGGAAUCAGAACAAUCAGCUCGUGAAGGUGAGGAUCAAACUGCACGCCAACAACAACAUGAUCUAUUGGAUGAAUAUUUUCAUCGAUCUCGUGAAUUACGUCACAUCAAAACUCCUUUCACACGUCAAGGACAACUUUGGGCUGAUCAAAAAUAUUACGAAUAUUAUGAAUACUUAUGCAAAGGUAUCAAGCGCGCUUUAUCACAUCCAGGCUCAUUUGAUUUGGAUUGUGGUGCUGGUAGUGUACACACGCCCCGAGCAAUGAAGUCUAAUCUCUAUUACCAGUAUAGCCCAGGGCCUGAAGUAUACUCAAGGAAAGUGUUCGUUGGUGGUUUACCAAUUGAUAUUGAUGAAGAUGAACUCACAGCAACAUUUAGUCGUUUUGGCCCCCUGGUUGUUGAUUGGCCCAACAAAAAUGAGAAUAAAAGUUAUUUUCCACCAAAAGGUUAUGUGUUUCUCAUUUUCGAAUAUGAAGUCAGUGUACGGGCUUUGGUACAAUCAUGUUUUGUGGAAGAUGAAAAACUUUUCCUCUACAUUUCGAGUCCCUUGUCACCUGACAAGUUGGUUCAAAUUCGUCCAUGGCGGCUUGCAGAUGCUGACUAUGUUGUAGAAGCUAGCAUCCCUUUAUUCGCGAGACGAGUUGUUUUUGUGGGAGGUGUCCCGAGACCCAUCAAAGCAGUAGAAUUGGCUCAUAUAAUGGACCACUUGUAUGGAAGUGUAGGCUGUGCGGGUAUUGAUACUGAUGUUGAAUACAAAUAUCCGAAAGGUGCUGGACGAGUAGCGUUUACAAAUCAAAAUUCUUAUAUGAAGGCAAUUACUGAUCGUUAUGUACAGCUAAGUCAUGGGGAAGUAGAGAAAAGAGUAGAAUUAAAACCGUAUGUGUUAGAUGAUCAACCUUGUGAUGAGUGCGGCGGUGAACGGUGUGGUGAUCGCCAUGCACCAUUUUUUUGUCCGCAACUCUCAUGUCUUCAAUAUUAUUGCGAAAAAUGUUGGACUACAAUACAUGGUUGUCGGGCACGUGAAAACCACAAACCAUUAGUGAAAGAAGCUUGA